This is a messenger RNA of Penicillium verhagenii, 990 nucleotides long. RefSeq lists its product as uncharacterized. The record is from RefSeq and is a predicted model, not a curated record. The transcript is spliced from 2 exons. Lineage: Eukaryota; Fungi; Ascomycota; Eurotiomycetes; Eurotiales; Aspergillaceae. Bases 1 to 990 code for a protein of 329 amino acids.
AUGUCGAGCACAUUAAUGGAUCAAAGCCACGCUAAUGCCGAAGAGCGAAAGCUACGAAAGAGGCUUCAAAACCGAUUAAACCAAAGAGCGCGCAUUACCACAGGACACCGUCUCCGAGAUGAAAAUGACAAACAUGAUAUCGCGAGGGAUAAGAACACAUACCAGAUCCGCCGCUGGAGAAUUGACCCCAAUGAACCACACCAGAAACAUAUGGGAGCCAACUUACACAAAAAAUCCCAUGAUCUUUAUCCCACGCUCUCAACCAAAUUCAUUCGACAGUCAGAGUCGGAAACCGAUUCAAUACCGGACAGAAUAAUCAAGCCGACGGCAUCGGCGCAAUCCUUUGACCCCAACACAGCCCUGUCCGCCGAUCAACUCCUACAUCUGAUACAGUUUAACGCCUAUCGCGGCCUUUACAAGAACAAGGCUCUUCUAGGCCGCACAGCCAUAUCAUUAAGCCCAGGUCGUGAUCCACAACGCUUUGACGAAUCAUUCCCCACAUUCUCGGUCGUAUUACCUAGAGCGUCAGAUGUUAUUGUCCCGGGAAGUCUUGCACCGACACAGUCACAGAUGCGGAUGAUUCAUUCGACGUGGAUCAAUACUAUUCCGUUUCCCGCUAUGCGAGAUAAUCUUAUCAAGUGGGAGGGGUCCUUUAACCAUGCGGAAUUCGCGAUGGAUGUGGUCGGGUAUUUGAUGGAUUCGAUUUUGUUUCCCCAGCCUGAGGGUUCAUUCGUGACCGAAUUGGCGAGGGAGGGCCAAUCGAUUAUCGAGGAAGUGGAUCAAGAUGAUGAGAUCACUGCUCAUCGGAAUGGUAUUAUUAUCUGGGGAGAGCCACAUAGGAUAGAUAGCUGGGAGGCCACGCCGGGGUUUCUGAGGAAGUAUGCGUGGGCUAUGCAGGGAUGCGAUGAAUGGAUAGAGUCGAGUAAUCGGUGGAGGAGGAUUAGAGGAGAGGAACCGUUGCGUUUUUCCGUGCCUCUGAGAUUACGCUAA